ACCUAUGGGGACACCUCUAGGGACAGGGAUGGGGACAGGAAUAGGGACCCCGAUGGGGACAGGGACAGGGACGGGGGUGGCGUUCCCGCUCCAGCCCCGCGCGCUUCCCGAGGAUUUCGGGGAGGAGUCGCAGCCCUACGGAGCCGCGGGGGUGCCGCUGGAUCGCCGCUACUCGCACAGCCUGUACCACGACGCCGAUGCCGAGGCGCAAACCGGGACGGGAUCCAUGGAAAAUCUGGGAUUUGGGGCGCAGUUCCCGCCCCACGAGGCGCAGCCACCGUUCCGGGCACCCGAAUCCUUUGGGGUCGCUCAUCCCGAGCCCUUCGUUCCCGAAAUUCCUCAGGCCGUGCCCGACAGCCAAGCCCGGCUCAGCGUGGGCAGCGUCUACAGGCCCAGCUUUGGGGCCAGAGGUCUCCCGGACCUGGUGCCGGACCCCAACUACGUGCAGGCCUCCACGUACGUGCAGAGAGCGCACCUGUACUCGCUGCGCUGCGCCGCCGAGGAGCGCUGCCUGGCCAGCACGGCGUACGCGGCCGAGGCCACCGACUACGACGUGCGGGUGCUGCUGCGCUUCCCGCAGCGCGUCAAGAACCAGGGCACGGCCGACUUCCUGCCCAGCCAGCCCCGCCACCGCUGGCAGUGGCACAGCUGCCACCAGCACUACCACAGCAUGGCGGAGUUCAGUCACUAUGACCUGCUGGAUGUCACCUCGGGCCGCCGCGUGGCCGAGGGACACAAGGCCAGCUUCUGCCUGGAGGACACCACCUGCGACUUCGGCCACCUCAAGCGCUACGCCUGCACCGCCCACACCCAGGGGCUCUCCCCGGGCUGUUACGACACCUACAACGCCGACAUCGACUGCCAGUGGAUCGACAUCACCGACGUCCCCCCCGGCAACUACAUCCUCAAGGUCCAGGUCAAUCCCAAAUAUUUGGUGCUGGAGUCGGAUUUCACCAACAACGUCGUGCGCUGCCACAUCCACUACACCGGGCGCUUCGUGUCCGCCUCCAACUGCCGCAUCGCCCAAUCCUGACGGCAGCCGAAGCCCAGGAGUGUCGCCCGUCCCCUUUCCCGGGAAGUUCCCGAGGUGGCUCCGCUGCGUUCCCAAAGUUCCCCCUUUUCCCAAUAAAAAGCGGGGAAGCCA
Pyrgilauda ruficollis (rufous-necked snowfinch) is the source of this 1144-nucleotide messenger RNA. RefSeq names its product lysyl oxidase like 1 (gene LOXL1). The coding region runs from base 5 to 1033 and encodes 342 amino acids. Gene Ontology annotation, molecular function: protein-lysine 6-oxidase activity; copper ion binding. The transcript has 7 exons. Gene Ontology annotation, biological process: peptidyl-lysine oxidation. NCBI's taxonomy places the organism in Eukaryota, Metazoa, Chordata, Aves, Passeriformes, Passeridae. The record is from RefSeq and is a predicted model, not a curated record.